AUGGCUGAAGCAAACAGCAACGAGUGCAUGCCGCUUGACUUAAGCAUGAAGGGCGAAGCAACACCAAGUAGAAGCCGUGACCGUACCCAGGACGCUCCAUCUACUUUGGGCGCCUACACAACGAUUUGUGCCGACGCCUUGCGUUACCAGAACAACACGCAGCACCCGCCGAUGACCGACGAGAUUUGCAACAUGGACGGUGUCAUUGACAAGGGCAGCACAUGUUGCCAGCCCCUGGAGUCCAUCGGGAGCAUGGAUAAGGUAAUGGCCAGCACAAGUCGCGCUGGCAUGGAGGAAGCAUCAGCCAAUUUUGAAGACGGCGCCACGUAA
Dermacentor andersoni is the source of this 330-nucleotide messenger RNA. The record is from RefSeq and is a predicted model, not a curated record. NCBI's taxonomy places the organism in Eukaryota, Metazoa, Arthropoda, Arachnida, Ixodida, Ixodidae.